This is a messenger RNA of Canariomyces notabilis, 798 nucleotides long. RefSeq lists its product as uncharacterized. Lineage: Eukaryota; Fungi; Ascomycota; Sordariomycetes; Sordariales; Chaetomiaceae. Bases 352 to 591 code for a protein of 79 amino acids. Gene Ontology annotation, molecular function: protein binding. The record is from RefSeq and is a predicted model, not a curated record. Gene Ontology annotation, cellular component: nucleus. The transcript has 4 exons.
GACGACAGCGGUUGGACGCCCCUGAUGAUCGCGGCCAAUGUCAAAGACUCGGACAAGGUCAUAGACAUUCUCCUUGCACGGGGCGCAGACGUAAACCAGACAAAUAACAACGGUCAGGUAUCGUUACCCUUCCCAUCCAGCACCGCUUACCGCCCGUCCGCCCAAAACUAUUUGACUGAUCCCCUGGAUCCCUCCUGCCAAUAGACAGCCCUCCACUUCCUCGCCUCCAAAGCCAAUCUCGACGUAGCCCGCAAGCUGCUAGAGGCCCACACCCCCCCGGCGUCGGCACGUGUGCGCGACAAGCGGGGGCUGUACCCCCUCCACCGCGCCGCCGCCGUCGGCUCGGUGCCCAUGAUCAACCUGCUGCUCAAACACCGCAGCCCGCUUAAUGCAACCGACAGUGCUGGGCAGACACCGCUGCACCACGCCGUUGCUGAGGGGCAUGGCGACGCGGCGAUUGCAUUGUUAAAGGCUGGUGCGGAGACGGAUAAGAAAGACGUGGAUGGGUUCUUGGCGUUGGAGUUGGCGCCUGGGAAAGAUGUCCGGAGAUAUAUCGAGCGCAAGGCGGAGGAGGAAGGAAUUGAGCUCUAAACAUCUCGUGAUGCCCGGAUCCACGGGUAAUACGUAGCAGACAGGCUACAAUAGACACUCAGUGGAUUGGCAGCGAAAACCCAGGGUUUGAUAUGGUAUCUUUGCCUUCCAACCGGCAGCACGCUGAUUGCUCUCGCUGUAUAAGCUUGCACUCGCCGAGCCCCUUCAACUUAACACAAAGUCAUGUGCACGUCACUUGAUAGUCCU